Myotis davidii is the source of this 987-nucleotide messenger RNA. It is a transcript of the gene JMJD8, whose product is annotated as jumonji domain containing 8. Gene Ontology annotation, cellular component: cytoplasm. Bases 53 to 859 code for a protein of 268 amino acids. NCBI's taxonomy places the organism in Eukaryota, Metazoa, Chordata, Mammalia, Chiroptera, Vespertilionidae. The record is from RefSeq and is a predicted model, not a curated record. The transcript is spliced from 9 exons.
AGGCUGUUGCCACAACGACGAAGUUCCCAGCGUGCCUCGCGGCGGCGGGCUCAUGGCGCGGCGGGGGCACAGUCUCUUGCUGCUAGUGCUCUGGACGCUGACGGCUCCGGCCCGGCCCGGCCCCGGAGAAGAGGGCGAUGGAGGGUGGCAGCGGCGCGGAGCCGCCCCGGCGGCGGUGGCGGAAGAGGAGCGCUGCACCGUGGAGCGCAGGGCGGACCUCAGCUACGCGGAGUUCGUUCAGCACUACGCCUUCUCCAAACCUGUCAUUCUGCAGGGACUCACAGACAACUCAAGGUUCCGGGCUCUGUGCUCCCGCAAAAGGCUGCUGGCAUCAUUUGGGGACAACGUGAUUCGGCUGAGCACUGCCAACACCUACUCCUACCAGAAAGUGGACCUACUCUUCCAGGAGUAUGUGGAGCAGCUGCACCCCCAGGACCCCACCUCCCUAGGCAAUAACACUCUGUACUUCUUUGGGGACAACAACUUCACUGAAUGGGCAUCACUCUUUCGGCAUUACAUCCCACCCCCAUUCGGUCUGCUGGGUACCACUCCUGCUUACAGCUUUGGGAUCGCAGGAACUGGCUCUGGGGUGCCCUUCCACUGGCACGGGCCUGGGUUCUCAGAAGUCAUCUACGGACGAAAGCGCUGGUUCCUAUAUCCUCCUGAGAAGACCCCGGAGUUCCACCCCAAUAAGACCACUCUGGCCUGGCUCCAGGACACCUACCCAGCCCUGACACCAUCUGCACGGCCCUUGGAGUGCACCAUCCAGGCUGGUGAGGUUCUGUAUUUCCCUGACCGAUGGUGGCAUGCCACACUCAACCUUGACACCAGUGUUUUCAUCUCUACCUUCCUCAGCUAGCCAGAGCAGGCAGCUGACGAGCCCAGUCUCACACCAGCACACAUCCCUAUACUGCUCACAGGUUUUAUUACAAGGAUUAGUAGUGGCAGCAGCCUCAGCCAAAACCACCAUAGCCUGCUGUUUCAGGC